This is a messenger RNA of Cimex lectularius (bed bug), 1431 nucleotides long. RefSeq names its product basic-leucine zipper transcription factor A. Bases 98 to 973 code for a protein of 291 amino acids. The transcript is spliced from 5 exons. The record is from RefSeq and is a predicted model, not a curated record. NCBI's taxonomy places the organism in Eukaryota, Metazoa, Arthropoda, Insecta, Hemiptera, Cimicidae.
UAUUUGUGUGUACGCCCACGCACAUUUUCGCCCGGCUUUCGACACAUUCAGACAGUCGGACUCGACCGCUUGGGAAAUUGCUAGGAGUUCUCCAGCGAUGGCAGCAUUUAGGAGCAACCUGGUCAACAAGCAGUACAACUCUCCAAUACGACUUUACUCACCCAUGGUUGUCGCGGAGACGUUGGAAAAGCAGAAGCAGGUCCUUGCCAACGGCGCAGUCGGAAUCGACUUUCACAACUUGGCCAAACCAGGAAACCUGGCGAAUUCGGCUGUACUGAGGAUGCUGGAGGAGGAAGAGCGAAGCGGACGACAACAAGGACUGAAACGCGUCGCCUGGCCGCCUCCUCCGGAAGAGUCGUACGAACAGGAGUCCGCUGAGGUCCAGGAGCCGUUAUACUCUCAAAGGCCCCACCAAUAUCAGCAGCAGCAAUUUCCUCAGCAGUCAUACCAGCAGCAGCAGUUCCAGAAGCAGGAGCCGCAGUUCCACCCGCAACAGCAGCCGUUUAAUCAACCGGAGAACCAAUACCAACAGCAGCCUUUCUCUCCCGUAAAGCCCGUCGCCCCGCCAACCCCUAGGCAAGACCAUCAGCCGGCCGGCUACACCCCGCAGCAGCACGCGGUCUUUCAUCCGGUCCGUUUCGAGCCGCCAAGGGCGACUGUGACUCUCAGGCCUUCACCUCCGCUCUCCCAGGCGCCAUCGCCCGUUUACGCAGCACAACCGGUUGCAGUAAGCAUCAAAGGAGGCGAAAGGAUGAGGGGAGAUCAGAAAUGGCCGCCGGAAAGCGUGAAGCAACAGAGCGCCGCUGAAAACGAAGCCAGGCUCGCCCUCGCCAAAGGGCCCGCCUGCAGACCUAGGAAAGUCAAAAAGGACUACAGCUCGUUCUUCGCUCAACACGCUCUCAAUUCCACCUACCCCGGCUACAGACCUCCUCCCGGCACCCAGCACUACAGCGAAGGAACAUCCGACCUGUGAUUUAAUAACGACUCGUAUACAUGUAUAUUACGUCGGAUUCGUGUAAUCGCCUAAAUUUUCCAAUUUACGUCUGCUUUUGUUUCAUAGUUCCAAACCCAAAACGUUCGAUGAGGGAACAGUUCGCCCUCUUUCAAAACAAUUUUACAGAGACAUCAAUAAUUUAUAUUUGCCGAGAUCACACGAAUUCGACGUCAAAUCUGUAUAAGAUAUUUGCGCUUGAAACCGAUGCUUAUACGUUCGAACUAAAAAAAAUAUCUAUGAAAAUUCCUGCUUUGCGAAAUUAUUUGUAACUUCUUACCAGGAAAAAUUCCGUUUAUUUUUAUAUUUUUUAUAAAGAAUUUUCCUUUUCUGAAACAAUUGGAACCUCUUUCUUUCCUCCGUCAACCCUCUUUUAAAAACUUAUCCUUUUAUUCAUAUGUACUAAUAGAAGUGUUUACAACGAAAUACGAGAAAAAAAA